This is a messenger RNA of Bactrocera tryoni, 3129 nucleotides long. It is a transcript of the gene lap, whose product is annotated as phosphatidylinositol-binding clathrin assembly protein LAP. Gene Ontology annotation, biological process: clathrin-dependent endocytosis; synaptic vesicle budding from presynaptic endocytic zone membrane; clathrin coat assembly. Gene Ontology annotation, molecular function: clathrin heavy chain binding; SNARE binding; phosphatidylinositol-4,5-bisphosphate binding. NCBI's taxonomy places the organism in Eukaryota, Metazoa, Arthropoda, Insecta, Diptera, Tephritidae. The record is from RefSeq and is a predicted model, not a curated record. The transcript is spliced from 17 exons. Gene Ontology annotation, cellular component: extrinsic component of presynaptic endocytic zone membrane; clathrin-coated vesicle; synaptic vesicle. Bases 528 to 2942 code for a protein of 804 amino acids.
AAAAUUGUGAGGAUUAAACUUUAUUUGCUAUAGCAAUUAUAAAAGAAAAUAUUGAGUGAAAGAAAUUUGUUGGUGCAAACUAAAUAAAUAUUUAAAGCGCUGUGCAAAAGCCGAAACCAGUUGGUUGGAAAAAGAUAAAAAAGUGAGUGUCAAUGUGGAUUAACAAUCAGUAAAAGAAAGAAUGUCGAAACGACGUUGAAAAAAUAGAUAUUUACUCAAUACUCGUGCUAUAAAUAAAAAAUAAAUUGUCACUCAACACUCAAUAAGUUCAACCUCAAAAUAAAUCAAACCAUUUGAGCUCAAUUUAAUUCAAUUCCCAUCUUCGCCACUAAACGUAGGGCGGAAAGUGAUAAACAAAAAUUUUAAAAAAGGAAAUAACGGAACUUUAAGCAAACAGUAAUAAUAGUUGUCAAUCAGUGAAUAUAAACACCAUAACGAUUCCAGCGCUGAUUUCAAGUCCAACUUCAGCUUAGAUCUGCUAAGAUAGCACCAGCAAAGCGCACAGCAAAUUAAAAAGCGGCAGCAUCAUGACUAUGGCAGGACAGACCAUCAACGAUCGGCUCUUGGCAGCGCGGCAUAGCUUGGCCGGUCAAGGCCUGGCUAAGUCAGUGUGCAAGGCCACCACAGAGGAGUGCAUCGGGCCCAAGAAGAAACAUUUGGAUUAUUUGGUACAUUGCACGAACGAACCGAAUGUCUCCAUACCGCAUUUGGCCAAUUUACUUAUUGAACGCUCACAGAAUACCAAUUGGGUGGUUGUAUAUAAAGCGCUGAUAACCACUCAUCAUUUGAUGGCAUAUGGCAAUGAGCGAUUCAUGCAGUAUUUAGCGUCCAGCAACUCAACGUUUAAUCUCAGCAAUUUUCUGGACAAAGGAGGGGUGCAAGAUGGCUUGUCGGCACCGGGUGGCAGAAUGGGCUAUGACAUGUCUCCGUUUAUACGACGCUAUGCCAAAUACUUGAACGAGAAGUCACUCUCAUAUCGUGCAAUGGCUUUUGAUUUUUGCAAAGUAAAGCGCGGCAAAGAUGAGGGUUCUCUGCGGACCAUGAACGCCGAUAAACUGCUUAAGACAUUGCCAGUACUGCAGGCGCAGUUGGAUGCUUUAUUGGAGUUCGAUUGUCAGGCCAAUGACUUGAGUAACGGUGUCAUCAACAUGAGCUUUAUGCUGCUCUUCCGCGACUUGAUACGUUUGUUUGCGUGCUACAAUGAUGGCAUCAUUAAUUUGCUCGAGAAAUAUUUCGAUAUGAAUAAGAAGCAUGCACGCGAUGCUUUGGAUUUGUACAAAAAGUUUUUGGUGCGCAUGGAUCGUGUUGGUGAAUUUCUCAAAGUCGCUGAGAAUGUUGGCAUUGAUAAAGGUGAUAUACCUGAUUUAACUAAAGCUCCUAGUUCUCUUUUGGAUGCUUUGGAACAACAUUUGGCUACUUUGGAGGGUCGCAAAGUAUCCGCCGCUAAUACACCAACACAAUCGGCAAGCAAUCAGAAGAAUGUUAAAUCCGCUGUCACUGCCUUAUCUUCCACCAGCUCAUCCUUUGGCACAGCCGCCGCAUCAAGCAAAUUCGACACGACCAAUGGCAUCGAUGAGCAAUUGAAAGCCCAGGUAUUGGCCGAAGAGGAGGCUGCAAUGAAUCAAUACAAACAGUCGAAGGUCUCUUCACCUACUGCAGGCGGUGCUGGUGCUGCACUAACAAAUCCAUUCUUAUCGUCGCCGCCAGCCAGUGGCGCUGGCGCACCGAUAGUCGAUCUGUUUGGUGCAGCUCCGGCAACGGCUGCCGGCUCGACUGGUGACACCGGUGCAGGCGGCACAAAAGCCUCCGAUGAUUUGCUACAAUUGGGAAAUCCAUUUGCUGAUAUGUUCGAUGCACCAGUCGGUGGUGCAGGCGCUGGUGGCGGUGUGACAGCAGCAACAGGUGGUGCACAGAAUGCCAAUAAUAUUUGGAUGCAUAAUAAUGGUUUCAAUGGCGCGCCUUCGGCGGCUGCUAACGCCUUCGUCUCGGACAGCAAUUUUUCAUCCGUUUUCGGUAACACUGAACCAGCCGCGGCUGCUGCAUCCUCCUCUGCCGCGGCGGCCUUGCCAAACCCAUUCUUCGACACCAUGGAAGCGCCGUUCUUUGGCGCACAGCAACAACAGCACCAGCAAGCGGAUUUUUCAACUCACAGCACCGCCGCUGCCGCUGCCGCUGCUUAUAUGCCACAGGGGGCACAAGCUGCGCAAACGCUCUUUAUGAACACCGCAACUAUGGUGGCGCCGGCGCCACAACAAUUCCCACCAGGCUUUGAUGCUCUGGGUGAUGUACUAAAACCUGGCAUCACUGCCACGCAUCCAGCCGCUUCCAAUCAAACAACUAUUGUCACUGCAGGUGCUCUGGGUAUGGCUGGUAGUCAGCAGCAGCAACUACUCACCCAACAACAACAGCAACAACAACUGUUUCAACAACAACAACAACAAACACAGCCAACUAAUACUGGCAAAAUACUCACUGGCGAUUUGGAUAGCUCGCUUAUGUCACUUGUAGAUAAUCUGAAUAUAAACAAAUCGAGCAGUGCAAAACCCGUGCAAUGGAACUCACCGAAAAAUACAGCGAAACCCGGUGCUAAUUGGACACCUCAACCAAUGGCUGCUACAACUGGUGCUGGCUAUCGUCCAAUGGCACAUGGCAUGACAGUAAGUCCUGCGCCUAUCACAAUCCAAAACCAUCAGUAUAUACACGCUAGUUAUCCUGUUAUACCAAAUUAUAUGCAGCAGGGAAUGCCGGUGAUGGGCCAACCUAUGAUGGGCCAAGCCCCUUUGACUGGCGUACAGCCGACGAUGGCGCCAAUGAUGGCAGCGGCGCCGCAAGCGCUGCACAGUAGUGCGAUAACAAUGCAACCGCAAUCGAUCCACCACCAACCGCAACAACACAAUGGCAGUAAUAAGGGAGCGCCACCGGAUCCAUUUGGCGUAUUAUAAGUUGGCUAAACCGAUCGGCCGGACAUGAGCAACACUAACAACACAACUACGAAUAAGCGCAGCAGAGCUGCUGCAUAGACGUGUGUGGCGCCAUCCAACAACACUAACAACACUUCGUAUAAUCAAACCACAUCUAAACCGAUGGCAGGGGGGUAUGCAAAAGAAAAAAAAAAAAAAACAAAACAAA